This is a messenger RNA of Numida meleagris (helmeted guineafowl), 1635 nucleotides long. RefSeq names its product transmembrane protease, serine 12 (gene TMPRSS12). Lineage: Eukaryota; Metazoa; Chordata; Aves; Galliformes; Numididae. Gene Ontology annotation, biological process: proteolysis. Gene Ontology annotation, molecular function: serine-type endopeptidase activity. The transcript is spliced from 5 exons. The record is from RefSeq and is a predicted model, not a curated record. The coding region runs from base 447 to 1499 and encodes 350 amino acids.
ACCACCCACCCACCACCAAUACCGUCCCCAUAUACAUGAGCAGGCUGGGACCCUUCACUGCUGCCCCCAGGGCCGUUUCAAACCAACGAAGCAGAACAGCAAAAGCUUGACAGACAGAACAAAGACGUGAACCCCUCCACCUGCACCUGGAAGUGCCCCUGCUUCCCACUGAGGGCACCGCUGGCACUCACAUCCCUCCCCCCGUGCUUUGUUUGCUCUCUGGCCUUAUCAAACUGAUGCAGAACCUCUGACACACAAUCUUUGCCCAACGGCGAGUUAUGUAUUGACAAAUAAAGAACGCUGGGAGGGUAACGCCCAUCGCCACUCUCACUACUUGGCCGCCCGCCUGCCCUUGUGCGGCCCUUGGUUGUAACGCAGCUCACCAGCAGAGCUUUAAAAGCCUUGCAUUGAGUGUUACAUGCUCAGGAAUUUCUUUAAGUUGUCCUAUGGGCCGGUACCUCAGCCCCAUUGGUGGUCAUUGGUGGCCGUUGGCAGCCGUUGGUGGCCCUGCCACCGUCUCGUGCCUCCAAAGGAGGAUGCAGCCCUGGCUGCUCGCUGCCUCCAUGCUGCUGUUAUGGGUCCUGGCCAGCACCGUGCCUGCUGUGGUGGACCCAUGGAUGUCCUGGGAGGUCUUUGUUGACUGCGGACGGCGGCCGCUCGUGGAUGGAGUGCUGGGCUCCAGGAUUGUGGGAGGCCACAAUGCCCCGGCCGGAGCGUGGCCCUGGGCCGUCAGCCUCCAGGUGCAUCUCGUGGGGGUGGAAUUCGCCCACGUGUGCGGCGGAGCUUUGGUCAGUGAGAACUCGGUGCUCACCGCCGGUCACUGCGCGAUGGGACGGAUGGACCCGUAUUUUUGGAGAGCCGUGCUGGGCACAGACAACCUUCGGAAACGCAGCAAGCACGCAGAGAAAAGAAGCGUCGCCCACAUCUCCGUGCACCCAGAAUUCAACAGCGAGACGUUUGAAAAUGACAUCGCGUUGUUCAGACUCGGUUCUGCCGUGCCCUACAGCGACUACAUCCAGCCCAUCUGCCUCCCCCCCGCGCACCCUCACCUGUACUCCGACAACGAAACCAAGUGCUUUAUAAGCGGCUGGGGACGCAUCACGGAGAAAGGCAGAACCUCGGCUGUGCUACAAGAGGCAGAAGUGGAAAUCAUCCCUUCCCACGUCUGUAACAGCUCCGAUGGGUACGGAGGCCUGAUUCACGCCAACAUGAUCUGUGCUGGCUCUCCAUCAGGAGGCGUCGAUUCCUGCCAGGGAGACAGCGGAGGACCUUUAGCGUGCUACAACCCCACUACCAACAAGUACUACGUGAUGGGCAUCACCAGCUUCGGGAUGGGCUGUGGCCAUCGAGAUUUCCCCGGGAUCUACGUCCGUCUGUCCCCAUACAGGAGGUGGAUCAAGUCCCAGCUUCUGCUGAGCAGCGCGGCCCCGACUCCUGCCAGCAUUAGCAUUACACUCACCCUGGCUGCCAUAGGGAUGGUGCUCCUCUGUACUUCCUAAUGCGAGAGCAGCGUAGCAGGGCUCGGCCUGUCCGGUCAGCUCACGAUCCAGAAGGAAUCUCGGAGCAAAAGGAGGCAUUUGUGUCCAAGCAAUCUGCAUGUGUGUACAACAUGUAAAAAAAAAAAAACCAAACAAA